AUGGGCUGUAUCCAAAGCAUCACCUGCAAGGCGCGGAUCCGGCGCGAGAACAUCGUGGUGUACGAUGUGUGCGCCACCAUCGACCAGUGCCCCACGCGCAUCGAGGAGACCUCGCCCAUCGUCCUGCGCUACAAGACCCCCUACUUCAAAGCCUCGGCCCGCGUGGUCAUGCCCCCCAUCCCCCGCCACGAGACCUGGGUGGUGGGCUGGAUCCAGGCGUGCAACCAGAUGGAGUUCUUCAACACCUACAGCGACCUGGGCAUGUCAAGCUGGGAACUACCUGACUUGAGGGAAGGGAGAGUAAAAGCCAUCAGUGACUCAGAUGGGGUGAGCUACCCUUGGUACGGGAACACCACAGAAACUGUGACCCUGGUUGGUCCCACCAACAAGAUCUCCAGGUUCUCCGUCAGCAUGAAUGACAACUUCUACCCAAGUGUGACGUGGGCAGUGCCAGUGAGUGACAGCAAUGUGCCACUGCUCACAAGGAUCAAGAGGGACCAAAGUUUCACUACCUGGCUGGUGGCCAUGAAUACCACCACGAAGGAGAAGAUCAUUCUACAGACCAUCAAGUGGAGGAUGAGGGUGGACAUUGAGGUGGACCCUCUUCAGCUCUUGGGGCAACGGGCCCGGCUGGUGGGCAGGACUCAGCAGGAGCAGCCCCGGAUCCUGAGCCGGAUGGAACCCAUCCCCCCCAAUGCACUAGUGAAACCCAAUGCCAACGAUGCCCAGGUCCUCAUGUGGAGGCCCAAGCGAGGACCACCUCUGGUUGUGAUCCCUCCUAAGUAGAAGCAGACUGGCCUGACUGUGUGUGGAGCACAUGACGCUAUGACACGCAGUGAGGCUGCCAGGGGUGGCAGGAGCCAAACUGAGUUUCUGAGCCAAAGCAGACCACUUGGUUUGCCAGCAUUUGCAGCCACUUAUGAAGAGUAGGGCUGCUUCUUGGGUGGUAGAAGCAUAAUCCUUAGGAAAAGUCCCUUCCUUUUAGGAAUAAAGAAAUCACUGAUUUGACAGACUUGCUGUGAUUACCAUGCAAGUAGCCAUAUUUUGGAGCUGACCAGGAUGAUUCUUUUAUCUGAACUACUGACCAUUUCUUUCCUGUGAGAUGCAGGGGAUGGAAACAAAAUUAAACAGUGCCUGUGGCAAAUGCUGCUUCCCAACCAAUUAGAAGUGGGAGUGAAAACAUCCACACCAGGUGUUUGUAAGACAGAGAGUCCCACUGUCUGACUGGAGGGUGCUCGGGGAAGGGGGUGGAAUGAAAGUCGGGCGGUGAAGAGAAUGGGGAGAAAGAGAAAUAAGUUGUUACUACAAAUUAAUACCUAUGAAUUUAUUAGUAGACAAUCAGAUCUUCAACAUACUCAGUGGAAUGAAAGGUACACUUAGAGAACUAGAGAUAUAUUGAUAUUCACUCCAUUCUGAAGGGGAGCCUCCUGGGAACUGUCCGGGGUUCUGAUGUGGACAGACAGAUGGUGCCUCGAUGCUUCCAUCUACCCACCUCUUUCCAAAAUCUGAUUGUUCUGAGUAUC
Molecule: messenger RNA, 1523 nt
Organism: Neomonachus schauinslandi (Hawaiian monk seal)
Lineage: Eukaryota; Metazoa; Chordata; Mammalia; Carnivora; Phocidae
Gene: FAM78B
Product: family with sequence similarity 78 member B
Exons: 2
Coding region: 1-786 (261 amino acids)
Source: RefSeq, a predicted model, not a curated record